Molecule: messenger RNA, 981 nt
Organism: Capsicum annuum
Lineage: Eukaryota; Viridiplantae; Streptophyta; Magnoliopsida; Solanales; Solanaceae
Exons: 2
Coding region: 163-837 (224 amino acids)
Source: RefSeq, a predicted model, not a curated record
UCCCCCCCUUUAUUUCGGACAUCAAAAGCUAUCACAAUUUUCUCUUAUUGCUAAAGCUCUCUAAUUUCUCCCUUAAUUCUUAUUAUUUGUUAGUGUUUUUUGUUUUGCUGUUCUAUUAGUAGUAACAUUUUCUGUUUUUUUUAUUCAAGGAAGUUUCCAUCUAUGGCAGAAUCAAAGGAUUGCCAUGUCAUCGUCGAGAUCCCUGUCGACGAAGAGCACCGACAGAAACUUUCUUCAGCUAUCACUACUAUAACUGCAAUUCAAAACCACCCAUUAAUGGAAAUCUCAAAAAGUCCAGGUCAUCUCUUGCUUCUCAAGCUUUGGCAAAGAGAAGAGGAUCUCUCCGGCCGAAGGAUUGCGGCCAGAGAGACGCGAAUGGACACCAUUCGUAGAGAGAUAUUUCAGAUUUGCUGUUUCUUCUUUAUCUUUCACGCACUGUUCUUUACGAUUCUGUUUACAUCUGUUUCGGAGGAUCAUAACGAUGGCAAUGUUGUGUGUAGGAAAUGGUGGAUUCCUUCGGUUUUGUCUGUUUGUACUUCGUUUUGUGUUGUGUUUUUGGUGCAGGUGAAACUUUACAGGUUCUGGAAGGUGUCGAGGCAGUUGCAGAGGGAGAGGGGGGAUGGUAGAGCAGUGACAAGGUGUAUAUCGGAGUUGAGGAUGAAAGGGGCGAGUUUUGAUCUGUCGAAAGAGCCGUUGAUUGGGAAGAAGAUGAAGAGCUCCAGUGUGGAGAUCAAAUGGAAGCCAUUGACAUGGUUAUCUCAGUAUGUUGUAACUAUUUGUCUUGUUUGUUUUACAGGUUUGGUCUUCCCUGCUUCCAGGCUCAUCCUCUGUGCUUGAUGUUCUUCAGUAUCUGUUCAUACACAAAUUGCAGACAUCCAAAUUGUGGUAUCCGACAACGAAAAAAAGGGGAAUAUAUUGAGCAUACUCCCCAUUUCCCAGUCCAAACUAUGAAAUUAGAGCUGAGUGGCUUGAAAAGGAACC